Molecule: messenger RNA, 1116 nt
Organism: Prunus armeniaca (apricot)
Lineage: Eukaryota; Viridiplantae; Streptophyta; Magnoliopsida; Rosales; Rosaceae
Source: the annotation of a GenBank genome assembly
AUGCAAGUGGUCUUGAUCAUGAUGGUUGGACUAGUUUUCUUUCUUGCACCUAUUUUCUUAUCUGUUUCCUCGGCAAAGCAUUCUCCGUCCAGUGUUAACGUUGUGUCUGGGAUCUUCAUCUUCGGAGACUCAAUCUUCGACGCCGGAAACAACCACUUCAACAAGAACAGCACCGCUCAAGCAGAUUUUCCCCCCUACGGCUCAACCUUCUUCCACUACCCCACUGGCAGGUUCACUAAUGGCAGAACUGUUGCUGACUUCAUUUCACAAUUCAUGGGCAUUGAUCUUCAAAAACCAUAUCUUGAGGCACAGAUUGAAGUUCUCAAUGGAAGCCUCAAAGAUUAUCCCUCCAAUGGCAUUAACUUUGCCAGUGCUGGCAGUGGUGUUUUGCAGGCAACAAAUCGCGAUUUGGGCGUGACCUCACUCCAGGAACAAUUCCGACAAUUCCGAACACUGGUGGAGCAAAACCAGAUUAACAAAACCCUAGUCCAAAACUCCAUCUUCUUGUUCGAGUCUGGUUCCAACGACAUCUUCAGCUACUUUAUCCCAAUUGACCCUCCAAAACUUGACCCCGACGCCUAUGUGCAAGCGAUGCUAACCCAAGUCUCAACAUUCUUGGACCAAAUCUACAAACUCGGCGCUCGCCGAGUCUCCGUAUUUUCACUGGGACCUGUUGGGUGUGUCCCAGCCAGGGCCCUCUUGCCAGGCACACCCAUUGAUCGAUGUUACGGGAAGAUGAAUGCUAUGGUCAACAAAUUCAACAAGGGUCUAGAAAGCUUGGUCAACGAUACGCCUUCUAAGCACCGCGGUGUGCUCAGUGUUUAUGGUGCAGUCUAUGACAUCGUUCAACACUUUCGAGCCACUCCUACACGUUACCGGUUUUCGGACGUAUCGAGUGCAUGUUGCGGAGAAGGUACUCUAGGGGGAAUGAUACAGUGCGGCAAGGAGGGCUACAGGCUUUGUCCAAAUCCCAAUGAGUUUUUGUUCUGGGAUUAUUUCCAUCCAUCGGAGCGUGCGUACAAGCUCAUAUCCAAGGCCUUGUGGGCUGGCAAGAAAUCUCGAAUUAGACCCCUUAAUUUGAAGGCACUAGUCAACAUUAGCCUCCCUUAUGUUUGA